This is a messenger RNA of Parus major (Great Tit), 3741 nucleotides long. RefSeq names its product aquaporin 5 (gene AQP5). Gene Ontology annotation, molecular function: water channel activity. Gene Ontology annotation, biological process: transmembrane transport. NCBI's taxonomy places the organism in Eukaryota, Metazoa, Chordata, Aves, Passeriformes, Paridae. Gene Ontology annotation, cellular component: plasma membrane; apical plasma membrane. Bases 2069 to 3043 code for a protein of 324 amino acids. The record is from RefSeq and is a predicted model, not a curated record. The transcript has 4 exons.
UCUGUCAGCGCCGGCCUGCCAGCACCUUGCCCAAUUCCAUUAAACCUGACACAUCAAAGCACUUUCAGUUCAGCCAAGCUCCUCUGGUGGCAUGGAGCCACGGAGAGGACAGGGAGCCUUCCAAAUGCUCGGGCUGGCAGCAGAGGAGCCAAGCAGGAAUGCCCCGGUGAGAAAAGGUUCCCAAACUGCCUCAGGAGAAGACGCUUUGUGUGGUGUGUUGAGAGAGAAACAUCUUGUUUCUCUCCGGAAGCUUUCCCUGUCGUUCCCAGCCCUGUUUGAUAAGAUCCCCGAGUGAGCUGCAGGAUUUUGCUUGUUAUUAUCCACACUUGGGAGGCUGGAAGAGCAUUUUUUUGGCUUUUCAGCUAAAGCAUGGAGUGUGCUGGAGGAGCCGACAGUAAAAUGCAGCUGCCACCAAGGGAGAUCCAGGAUAGGGACAUUGAGGAAGGGCUGGAAGGAUGGGAAAAGGGAGCAUUUUAUCCAGCUGGAGCCACAGACAGGGCUGAAGGGAAGUGGCAAGUAAUUACGGCAGCUGGAAUCCAGCCAGGGUGUCUUGAAAUACCAGCUUGCAAAACUUUCACCAAAACACGCCAACGGACCAGGUGUUUCGAGGAUAACAGAUCUGGGCUUUGACUCUGCAAUCAGCCCUGGGAUCAGCAGAUCCAGGAGAAAACCAUUAUCAGGAAUUAAGGCUGUAACAGAUCCUCAGUCCCUCGAGGCCCUCCAGGUCUGUUUUUCUCAGGAUUUUGGGUACAAAGGAAGAGAAAAGCUCAUUUAUUUCCAGUCCUGGACAAGAAGUCCCCUCUCCUUGUUCUGGACAGAAAUCCUCCUGGUGUUUGACCCCACACAGGCCUGACAGAAGGCAGCAGUGAAUCCAACUUUUGGAUUUAGGGAGGAUUUUAGCCAUGUCCUGCUUGCAGAGCUUUUCUCCCUGCGUGCUGGCGUGUGGCUGCCCCUGCAGAGGGAUCUGGCAGCCAGGGAUAAACCCAGCCUGAGCAUCAUUUGGGAAAGGAAACGGAUCAACUGAACAAGGAGAGCAGAUCUGGCACCCAAACCUAUCAAAAAAAAACUCUCCUGGCACAAGGCUGCAAAGGCUACGAGAGAACCAAGAAUUCUUUGUUAAGUGUCACCUGAGACCUUUUCCGCCCCAAAACCUCUGUCCCCAACAGCUCCACGUGCACAGCCCCGAGAGCCUCCCCCGCCACUCCCUGCCAGCCAAGCAUCUGCAGAUGGAUGGGUUUGGGAUGGAGGGCAGUGCCCCGGGAACAUGAAAGGAGAUGUGUAAAUGCAGCCUGUGUCCAUACAGAGCCUGUGGCUUGGUGCUGGCAUUCCCAGGAGUAAAAUCAUUGCUAGUUGAGCAAGAGCUGGAAAGGCAGAAAGAAAAGGAAAGGGCACAGGUGGCAGGGAGGAGAUGCCAUUCCUGACUGCAGGCUGGGAGCAGCCCCCAGUUCCAGGCCUCAUUUCAAUGCCCUGGAAGGAGCAGCAGAAAGGAAAGGAAGCAGAGGUUCCCAGCCAGGCUCUGCACCAGGAGCCCUGUCCAUCCCAUUUCUCCAUCCACACACCUCAAGGAAGCUCUGGGUCAUCUACGGCUCCCCAGAUGGACAAAGCUUCCCCCAAACCCUCCCCUGCUCCCUGGACAACUGCAAGCCACUUGUUUCCUGGAGCUGAGCUCUCUUGACAGCCUGGGAGAAGCUCCAGGUGUUUGAUUUUCCUUUACAUUUCGAGGUCCCAUGGAACGCACCCAGAGCCCAGCCCCGGCAGAGCUCCUCCAGCCCAACGAGGGUUUUCCAACAGGAACAGCGUACGAGCACAGGGAAGGAAGGGAGGGAGCAAAUAUUAACAACACCUGUGCUAAUGAAACACCCAGGACCUGGCGAGAGGCAGUAAAAGGGAAAAGCAGAGGAGGGAGCUCAGCCUCCUUAUGCAACCUCGUUAUUUAACGACCACAGAGACACCCUAUAGGGGCUCUUUGUUUGCAGAGGGAAAGGAGAGAAACGCCACCAAUAUCUGAGUCACUGGUUCACCAAGAGGCUCCAAAGACAUUUUCAGAUGGAAAUUUUUCCAGGUUCACAUGGUAAUUUGGGAGGACUGGCUAAUUCCCUGGCUCCACCCACCGCCCUGUAACACAGCUCCUGCUGCUCUUGCAUAUAUAGAUAGGUAUGGCCCUACACCUGGCCGUACACACCAGAGCCUGGACACAGAGCAAUCCUAUACUUUCUUCCUCCCUGGCUGCCCUCCACCUGCUCCCACCAUGAAGAGGGAAAUACUAACCCUGGCCUUUGCUCGAGCCGUCUUUGUAGAGUUCCUCUCCACGCUCAUCUUCGUCUUCAUUGGGCUGGGCUCAGCACUGAAGUGGCCGUCGGCCCUGCCCAGCAUCCUGCAGAUUGCUCUGGCCUUCGGGCUGGCCAUCGGCACCUUGGUGCAGGCCUUCGGCCACAUCAGCGGCGCCCACAUCAACCCAGCCGUGACCAUCGCCUUCUUCGUGGGCAAUCAGAUCUCCCUGCUCCGCACGCUGCUCUACAUCGUGGCCCAGCUGCUCGGGGCCAUCGCCGGCGCUGGGAUCCUCUACGGCGUCACCCCCGCCAACACCCGCGGCAACCUGGCCAUCAACGCACUCAACAGCAACAUAACUCAAGGCCAGGCCCUCGUGGUGGAGAUCAUCCUCACCUUCCAGCUGGCCGCCUGCAUCUUCGCAUCCACGGACAACCGGCGCAGCGGCGUUGGCUCCCCGGCACUGUCCAUUGGCCUCUCCGUCACCCUGGGCCACCUGGUGGGGAUUUACUUCACCGGCUGCUCCAUGAACCCUGCGCGCUCCUUUGGGCCCGCGGUCGUCACCAGGAGGUUCAGCUCCGCGCACUGGGUGUUCUGGGUCGGGCCCAUCCUUGGGGCUUGCUUGGCCUCCCUGCUCUACUUCUACAUCCUGGUCCCCUACUGCAUGAACAUGUCUGACAGGGUGGCCAUCAUCAAGGGCACCUACGAGUCCGAGGAGGAGUGGGAAGAGCAGCGGGAGGAGAGGAAGAAGUCCAUGGAGCUGACCCCGCCAUAAGAGCAGCUGGAAAAGCCAAGCCGAGGGAGGGGAGGAAGCCCCACACGUGGGUUUAUGUGUGCCCCAAAGCCAGGCAAUGACCACACCCAGCUGCAGCUGCAGACUCUUCAUCCAGAGCCUUCCCAGCCAGGCCCCUGUGGGAUGCAGGAAGGCUGAGGGCUCUGUGUGUGUGUAAAGAACCCCUGCAUGAGCUCUAGAACCUCUCCAGAUUCCCCGCAGCCACAAAGCCCCUCAGCCAGGCCCCUGGCACCCUCGGCUCCAUCCCUGCCCUCCCAGUGCAGCUCUGCACCAUGGCAGGGCCCCAGACCCCCCAUUGGGGCACCUGCAGGACCUCACCUGGCCCAGGUAUGGGGGCCCCUGGGGAAAGGGGAAAAACCGCUUAGGGCAGGGGGUGCAGCUGCCCCCCCAGCCCAGAGGCUGCUCAUAGAUGCUCUUUCACCUUUCCUGGUGCUGGGAGUCCUUUUUAUUCCCAAAGAACGAGACUUUGGAUUCUGUGUUGAGAUCUUUGUAUUAUAGUUUAUUAUUUAUUGCAAAUAAAGGAAAGUUUAAAAGAAAAAAAUCCUGGGUGCAAAUCAGCUCAAGUCUCAAAGUUUAGGAGGGAAAACAGAUUGAGCUGAAUGCAAAUUCAUCCCAGAGGGAAAUAGCAAGCGCUCAGACCCUGAAUCCUGUGUGGCCUGGUGGGUUGGGAGGGGAAAACA